Molecule: messenger RNA, 1060 nt
Organism: Danaus plexippus (monarch butterfly)
Lineage: Eukaryota; Metazoa; Arthropoda; Insecta; Lepidoptera; Nymphalidae
Product: phytanoyl-CoA dioxygenase, peroxisomal-like
Exons: 8
Coding region: 127-990 (287 amino acids)
Biological process (GO): fatty acid alpha-oxidation
Molecular function (GO): phytanoyl-CoA dioxygenase activity
Source: RefSeq, a predicted model, not a curated record
CGACCUUUAUAAGUUCGAAAGACAAUGUAGACUUCCAGUCAGCAUCUUCAAUCCAGAGUUUACACAUCAAGGCAGUGGUUCAGUGUUGUUGCUUCUUAAAGAGUAAUCUACUUGUUGCGCUCUACAAUGCUAAGCGAUAAAUCAAAUACUUACAAACUGUCUGAGGAGCAAAAACAAUUCUAUGAAGACAAUGGAUACUUGGUUAUUAAGGAACUAUUUGAUUUCGCAACACUUUAUAACAUAAAAAAGAGAUUUCAAGAUAUCUGCAAAGGAACCGUCGACAAAGGUAACGCACUAGUAUACAAAGAACCAGCGCUCGUGGCUAAGGGUCUGAAGGGAGAAGACGCUAUCAAUAAGAUAUCUGAACUUCAACAUGAUGAGGUUUUCUCGACUUUCUCUGAAGACCCUCGUCUGCUCCACAUCCUGUCCCAGUUCCUCGGAGGAGACGUCAGCGUCAUGAGCAGUAUGGUCAUCAACAAGCCCCCAGGAAGUGCCAGACAUCCGCCGCAUCAGGACCUGUAUUACUUUCCGUUCCGGCCAGCGGAGAAGAUCAUAGCAGCCUGGACGGCCAUCGACGAUGUCACAGUAGACAAUGGAUGUCUUUAUGUUGUGCCAAAAUCACAUAAGAACAAUAUUUUGUACAGGCAUGGAAACUUACUCGAAUCCAACAAACUUUUCCACGGCAUCUUGGAGGCCGCCGCUCCCUGUGAGCCGAGGGUCUGCCUGGAGAUGUCUCCCGGAGACACCGUCUUCUUCCAUCCUCUCAUCGUUCACGGCUCCGGGGAAAAUAGAACACAGCGAUAUCGUAAGUGUAUAACGGGACACUUCGCGAGCCCGGCUUGUUACUUCAUCGACGUCACGGGAACUGUGCAGGAGGCACUCAAGGACGAAAUAGAGGAGGAGAUACGGAAAUACGGAUUUACGUUCAGCUUCCAGGACUUUUUUAAAUACAAGAGCAAGGUCGUUUUAAGGUCAUCGUCCAAACUAUGACUCGCUGGAGCGCAGGGAACGGGUGUGGAGGUCAGCGGCGGGGAAAUAAAAUAAACGGCAUUAAAACUUA